Messenger RNA from Pimephales promelas (fathead minnow), 8879 nucleotides. It is a transcript of the gene celf2, whose product is annotated as cugbp, Elav-like family member 2. Gene Ontology annotation, molecular function: RNA binding. NCBI's taxonomy places the organism in Eukaryota, Metazoa, Chordata, Actinopteri, Cypriniformes, Leuciscidae. The record is from RefSeq and is a predicted model, not a curated record.
CGAUAGUUGUCUGAAAAGGGAUUUUUUGUUUUGUUGUUAAAGGGAUUGUUGAGGAAAAACAGUCUAAUGGGUGAGAGGAAAAGAAUGUGACAAGUGCAGUUAGUGUGUGUGUGUGUGCCCAGCAGUGCUGCUCGCGCUGCUGCACCUGUCCCUCUCUGUCUCGCGCGCCCAAACUCGGCAGGCAGGCUCGCGCGGAGGGCGGGCGUUAUCCAGUCCGCGGCGCACAACACGGUCAGCCUGAACAUGACUUCGUCCUACAAUCUGGAUUUUCUACCCGAGAUGAUGGUGGAGGGACGAUUGUUGAGCGCCGGAGAGAGGAUUAACGGUACAGCUGGGAAGAUGAAUGGCGCCCUGGAACACUCGGACCAGCCUGAUCCGGACGCCAUUAAGAUGUUUGUGGGUCAGAUCCCUCGCUCCUGGUCCGAGAAAGAGUUAAAGGAGCUGUUUGAGCCGUAUGGAGCCGUCUACCAGAUCAACAUACUGCGAGAUCGCAGUCAGAACCCACCACAGAGCAAAGGGUGCUGUUUUGUCACAUUCUACACACGGAAAGCUGCCCUGGAGGCCCAGAAUGCACUGCACAACAUAAAGACCUUAACUGGGAUGCACCAUCCCAUACAGAUGAAGCCCGCAGACAGUGAGAAAUCAAAUGCGGUGGAGGACAGAAAGCUGUUCAUCGGCAUGGUGUCGAAGAAAUGCAAUGAGAACGACAUCCGGGUCAUGUUCUCUCCCUUCGGACAGAUCGAGGAGUGCCGCAUCUUGAGGGGACCAGACGGACUCAGCCGAGGAUGUGCGUUUGUCACGUUUUCUACCAGGGCUAUGGCACAGAAUGCAAUCAAAGGCAUGCAUCAGUCUCAAACCAUGGAGGGCUGCUCCUCCCCCAUGGUGGUGAAGUUUGCCGACACGCAGAAGGAUAAGGAACAGCGGCGGCUGCAGCAGCAGUUGGCGCAGCAGAUGCAGCAGUUGAACAGCGCGUCUGCCUGGGGCAGCCUGACCGGCCUGACCGGCCUCACCCCACAGUAUCUGGCAGUAAGAGGACACACCACGCCCACCAGCAGCACAGCCAGCGCAGCCGCCGCAUUGCUCCAACAAGCGACCUCCUCCAGUAACUUAGGAGCGUUCAGUGGUAUUCAACAAAUGGCAGGUAUGAAUGCUCUGCAGUUGCAGAAUCUGGCCACUCUAGCAGCAGCAGCGGCUGCAGCGCAGAGUUCGGCCAGCCCGUCCACUGCUAACGCCCUGACCUCCAGCACAGGGUCCCUGGGAGCCCUGGCCAGCCCAGCAGGUUCCACGGCUAACUCCGUGGGUGCAAUGGGUUCCCUGGGUUCUCUGGGAACACUGCAGGGUCUGGCCGGGGCCACCGUGGGCCUCAAUAACAUAAAUGCACUAGCAGGUAGCGUCAACAUUGCUCACAUGCUCUCAGGUAUGGCAGCUCUGAACGGCGGGCUGGGCAGCACGGGUCUGAGUAACGGGUCGGCCGGGCCCAUGGACGCUCUCACACAGGCCUACUCAGGGAUCCAACAGUACGCGGCUGCCGCCCUGCCCACCCUCUACAGCCAGUCCUUACUGCAGCAACAGAGCGCUGCGGGCAGCCAAAAAGAGGGACCUGAAGGAGCCAACCUGUUCAUCUACCACCUGCCACAGGAGUUUGGGGACCAGGACAUCCUACAAAUGUUCAUGCCUUUCGGAAACGUGGUGUCUGCCAAAGUCUUUAUUGACAAACAGACCAAUCUGAGCAAGUGCUUUGGUUUCGUCAGUUAUGACAAUCCCGUGUCAGCGCAGGCCGCCAUUCAGGCAAUGAACGGGUUUCAGAUCGGCAUGAAGCGUCUCAAAGUCCAGCUCAAGCGCUCGAAGAACGACAGCAAACCGUACUGAUCUUAGCACUAGGGCCUCUCUCAUGUUACACUGCUAGGCUAUUAUUGGUAUUUUUUUAUUUUUACUUUGGGUCAUGUGUAAAUUAUUCGAUUUUUUUUUUUUUUUUAAGUAAAUAUUUAUACAGUGGCUAUUUCAUUCUAUGAUGAUAACAACAGCAGAAAGGAACGAUGUAUAAAGUAUUAUUUGUUUCUCUUUGCGAACCUGAGGCUUGUAAAGACAAGUGGAGAAGGUUCCGAUAUGAUUAAAAGCACCAAUAUGCACAUUAACCUUUGCCCUUUGGCCUCUGGUGUCGGUUCAGGGCUUUGCUGCUCCUUCGAACCCUUGGCCCACUGGCACUAGAGAGGAAAGGGUUAAACCCGCUGUGGCCUCUCUGUAGUCAACGGCAACAACUGCCUAAACAGCUUCCUCAACAAAUACUUGCCGUCAAAUGUUCAGUGAUUUUUUUUCUUUUUAUUAUUCUUUUUUUUUUUGUCAGUUUUUAGUUGUUGUUUUUUUUUGUUUGUUUGUUUUUUUGUGUCUUUUUAUUUGGAAGAAAAAAAAAUAGUCCGACUUUUAUGCGUCAGAUGAUUGUGGUCUUUGUCCAACUGAAUUUGUGUAGAGCAUUAAAAAAAGAUUUUGAUCUGUCGAUGGUUAAACAGAAUAAAUCAUUCUAGGUUCUAUGUGGAGGGGCGGGGAACUGAAAACUUGACGUUUAUCGAAAGAAAAAAAAACUGAAAUUGCAGAAAGCCACAGGCCUGUAAAUUUUAUUUGUAAAAAAAUGCAGUUCUAUUUUUAUACAAAAUUUCUACUGCCUCUGAAGUAAAGGACUUUAUUUAUUAUCUUUUAAGUUAUUGGGUUUGGAAAGUCGUGCUCUCUCUAUCCUGAGCCUCGUCAGCUAGUCUUCUUAAACCAUACAAACCACACGCGUGAGGAGAUCACGUACAAAACCCCCUAGUUUUCUUUCUUUCUUCCUUUCUUUCUUUCUUUCUCUCACCAUUUCCCACAAUCCCAUCUGUCACGUCCCCAUCAUAUCUCUGUCUCGACUCUCUCUUCCUCUUCUCUCUUUGGUCAUAAGUAGUGGCACUUCAUAAGUGAAAUCUCUCUUUUUCGUUUCGUUUCAUUUCGUUUCGUACUGUUUGGUUUUUGUUCGUACGCUCAAAAAAAAAAAAAAAAAAAAAAAAACUUAAUAGUUUCUCCCAAACGGCGAUCCAUCUGCGGUCUCGGAUCGGAGAUCGGACCAGGAUGGAUACUUUUGGGUGUGUGUCUGUAUGGAGGAGAUUUGAGUGUGUGUUUGUACUCUGUGAGUGAGUGCCUCAUUUACAUGUACGUGUUGGCAAUCUAUUCCAAUUUUGUGUAUUGUACGACUUAAAAAAAGAAAACAGUUAAAAAUGCUAAUGUGAUGUUGGUGAAACGCUGGUUGAUAGCGCUGCUGCUGCUGUUUGUUUGUUUGUUUUGUUUGUUUGUUUGUUUGUUCUCAUGGUUUAAUGAUGUUAGUUGUGUGCCGGAGCUGUGUGUGUAACUCUCCUCUCCCGUUUUCUUCCCUAGAACUCAUCUCCAUGACUCUAUGCUCAUCGUUUGCCUAGCAUGUCUACGUGGCGUACAAAAAAAAAAAAAAAAACGUCUCAUCGUCCCGUCAUUGUUUCUGAUGUCUUUCUGAGUUCUCCUGCUCAUAAUCUGGUCUCCUUUUACUGAUCUUUGUACUUUGAUCUUAGCCUGAUCUUUUUGGAAAAAAAAAAUUUCGCAUGUGACCUCAUUUUGAGCUUUUUUGCCUGUUUUUGUUUGAAUUUUGUUUUGUUUUGUUUUUGUUUCGAUUUAACUGGUGAGGGAGGGAAGGAAGGAAGGGAGGAAAGACAAAAAAAACAGUAAUAAUAAUAAUGUGAAAACGCUGCAUUCACACUCUAGAGACAGAGUAUAUUUACUAACAUAACCAGAGCAUCAUUUUAAGAAAACAGAAAAAAAAAAUUAAAAAAAAAAUCCUGUGGCAAAUCAAUUACGAAUAUUUGCGUUUUACUUUUUUUUUAAUUCUUUUUCUUUCUUUUUUUUUUUUGUCUGAUUGUUUUUUUCUCUCUUUUUAUGUUGUGUUGUUGUUGUUUUCUUUUUCAUUCAUUUAAAGUAAACUUGAACGUUCAAUACAGGGAUUGGCGUUGGGACUUACUGUUGGCAACACUCUUAUUUUGAGGCCUGCCGUAAGAAACCCGCGCUGGUUUCUAAACGAAUAGACUACUUCCACGCAGUUUUAAUAAAAGAAAAAAAAAAAAAGCUGCCUGAUCGAUAUUAGAAUCUCUCAGAGCUUGCUCGUGGUUUUUACAUUUUUCAGGCAGUGUAAAGGUUUUUGAUAAGGCCAUUUUAAGUGGCUUGAUUUCUCAUUAAAGUCUAUAUAAAACCACUUUUUUCUAGAGUAGUAAAGGUAUUAAGAAAAAAAAAACACAUAUACACACACACACACAUACACAAGAUUGCCCUGUUUGGGGGGAGAUGCUACCUACGUGUCACACCUUUUGCUGAACUGACUUACAGUUAGACAAUCCGUGGUUUAAAUGCACAUGAAAUGACCUAUAUUUUAUACUGUUUAAAUGUAUAGAGGAAAAAAAACAGAGUUUGUGUAACCCGCGGUCCCGUCGGUGCUUUUCGUGGAUAAAGUCGUGGUUUCAUCAAGUCUAACAGUCUUAUUUGUCUCAUGUUUUUAAAGAGAAGACUAAAAAUCAAUUUACUUGAACAAUAGACAAAGCCUUUCAUACGUACUAUUACUACUACCUUUUUUGUUUGGUUUAUUAUUUGUAUUUUUUUUCUUUCUUUUUUUUGUUUGUUUUGUUUAGUUUUUUGUUUUUUUUUUGAUAGGACUCCCUCUUUGCUAAAUUUCUUGUUGGGUAAUUAGCUAUAUAAAAAUUAUUAAAGUUUCAGUGUCAGCUUGUGAAGCAUCUAUGUCAUUAUAUUAUUUUAUUUCUAUUGUGGGAAACAAUAUUUAGAUGUGUUAUGUUGUUCAGCAAAAUGUGAUUUUUUUUUCUUAUAAAGAAAAAAACAAGAUGAGUGGAAUUUAGUGCCAAAUUCUGACGGUACAUCCUGCCUACAGCUUCAGUGUUUUACUUGUGAAAUUAUUUGAUAACAUGGGUAUUUUAUUACGUAAGUGUUUUGUAUGGAACCCUCAUAUUUAAAGAUAUAGAUUUAAAAAAGGUUGUUAACUUGCUCUUCUGUGGUCUUGUUGCCUGAAAAUGUUCAUGUUUUUUGCUUUUCUUUCUUUUUUUCUUUAUUUGUAAAGAUGUAAAAAGUGCCCAUGUGUCAUAAUCACUCUCACAAGCGCACACACACAUACACACACACACACACACACACACACACACAAACUCACAGGUAAGCACAUACGCAUGCACGCAUACACACACCUGUGCUAAAGGUUGACCUCACAACCCUCUUUUCUUUGACAGUGUGUGUAUGUGAGCCCCUGAGAUUGAGUCUCAGCAGUUCUCCUUAUACACACACACACACACAGAUUACGGGCCCUGUUACAACACAAAAGCCCCUAUUAGGAGCCAAAUUUCACAGGACAAGUGAACAAUUUGUGUGAUGGGACAAAAUACUGACGCAUUUAGGUGUUGAAAUUUUGACCAUCAUUCAUGAUAUUAUACAGGGCCAUCGCGACAGCCUCUUCACAAACCGAAUCAUCGAACAAAAGCUGAUCUGUGUUCCUCUACGUUAAAUUCUGAACGUCUCAGUGUAGUCUCGCUUCCUGCUGCCUUUAUCGGGACUAUUUUACGUUCGUAGAACAACCAAAACUCCGUCCUGACGCCAAAGUAGUUCAGCGUGAUCCGCAGUGUUCGAUAGCGCCUGUAGCACUUUGCUGUAAACGUUUACACAUCCUUCAAACGGCUCGUAAAAAAAAAAAUAUUGUUUACAAACGUAGUUUACAGGCAGCCCCCUUAAACCAGUUUACUUCACUCUAUAGCACUAUUUUAUACCCAAGCUCUGCCGUUGCCUUAACACGUUGAUCAGUAUUAAUGGGCUGGAAUACAUUGCUGCACAUUUAAAAUGUGUGCCAAGGGUGUGUGUGUGUGUGUGACUGUACAUGUGUGUGUGCUAUGAUUGGUUGUUAUCUGUCUAUUCGUUCACAAUAUUUCUAAUCAUUAGCCAAAACUGGAUCUGCAAAAAUUUGGGACAGUUACAAAAACAAAAACAAUAGGAACUCAUUCAUGAGACGAGAAUCAAAAAUUCGCCUACAAAUUCUGUAAAAUCAUUCUGAAGUGAAUGUCCAUAAAGAAUUCGUAUAAAUUGUUUGUAAACAUGAUUAACUCUUUCCCCAUCAUUGACGGAAAUUUCUAAGCACAAUGUAGUAUACAUUUUUUGACCUAUGAACAUAAUUAUAUAUUCCGAAAUUCACUCUUCUCAUGUUUCACGAAUGAGCCUUGGGCCGGAAAUACGUUUGCCUAUAAGUUACCCCCUUACACCGUGUCCUAACUACACACGACGGCGACGCGAUAAAAUUCCAGCGGCAGCAAGUGUGUCUGUCCACAGUAGACGCGACUGUGAGACGCCACACGUCAAUCAAAAAUCACAGCCAUUCAGAACAGCGUGUGGGCGGAGUCUCUCUGUGAAAGCGCACUGCUGACCCGCACUCGCAUUGGACAUAAUCAAAUCGAGAAAUAACAUUAAUAAAAAUCAAAACAUUAACAAAACAUACUCAUCGACUAAUUUUGUUAUGAAGUACAGUUGUACGUUUGCAUAGAAUUCAUUUUGAACGUUAUAUUAUAUGCUUUCAAAAUCUGAGGUAAAUUAUCCGUUAUCGCUUGUGGCACAGUGACCUAUUUUUAACUAAAAAUAAAUAAUGUGUACUUAUAACCAGUGUAAUAUCUCUGUGUGGGCGGAUCUGUCAGUCGCAGAAAUAGGAACAGUUUCUAAAUUAGAAACUUAACAGACGCCGUCGCGUCUGGUUAGGACAAAAACUCUUGAUUAACAUGGAAAAGAUUACUUUUAUUGUGUCGCGGCGUCACGUGUAGUUAGGACGAACGGUGCGGAUCCACUUGUCCGACACGACAGUCACGUGGUGUCGCGACGCCUCCCCACAUUUGUACUUUGAUGGGCGUUCCUCAAGUUUACCGCUAUGGGCGUGGUUUUGAGCCAGCGGCCAGUCUAGAACAGAGGACCUGCGAGAGACUUCCCGCUGUCUCCAUAUGCUCUACUUCUAUUGGAUAGUCGCGGCGCGUUCAACGGACUUCAUUUGCAUAAAGAUGGGCAACGGCCAGCUUUUUGACGUGCAGCAUUUUUCCAAAUGAAGCGCCGCCUUCCCGGGAUGCUUUGCGGGUGCGUUAAAGUCGCGUGACGUCACCCAUAGGAAUAAAGCGGAGCGUGUAAAUUAGACACUUUGCGUGUCGCCGUCGCGUCUGGUUAGGACAAAAACUCUGAUUAACAUGUGAAAGAUACCUUUUAUCGCAUGUCGCGUCACGUGUAGUUAGGACACAGUGUAAAUUAGAAACUUCGCGUGCCGCCGUCGCGUCUGGUUAGGACAAAAACUGAUUAACAUGGGAAAGAUACCUUUUAUCGUGUGUCGCAGCGUCGCGUCACGUGUAGUUAGGACAUGGUGUUAGCUUCAUAUUGGGAAGUUCGAGUCAAGUCAGGUUUAUGAUAUACUGCUCUCUUUGCCAAAUCGUAUAACCACUAGCACAAACGCAAAAGCACAUGCGCAUUAGCACAGCGUUAACACGCAGUAUUAAAACUGACGACUUCUUACGCACACCCAGUACAGCAGUCAAUGUCGACUUGUUGAAAGUGGAGAAUUGUAAUAAUGCAGAAUUUUAGUUUGGCCUCAUUUGAUUGGUUUGACUUGAUAUAUCACUCUAUAAUGAACUGCGGUGUUCGUAUACCACACUUCAUCACAAUCAACUUCGAGACUUCAGACAAACAGGGUAAGCAUUCACGGCCUGCAGUUUCACACACACACACAUUUGUUAGAUGUUUAGUAAAGCACAAGCUCACAGGGGUCCGCAGGAGUUCUCGCCGAGACUCUUCUCUCAGGGGUUUUACACACCGCACGCAUCUGAAAUCUGUUUGUUGUUUCUUUUGUUUCUUUCUUUCUCUUAAGUGCUAUUUAACAAGUGUAUUUUAAAGGAAAAAAAGAUGUGUAGUUUCUUUGCAUUUUGGCUUACGUCAAGUUUUUUGGAAAUGUAUGUGUUUAUCUAAUGUGCCGUAACAAAAGCUUGUCGUCUGUAGAUUAAUAUCAUUUCGUUUGAUUCUAAAAAGAUUUAAAUAGUUUUAAGUAUUGUCUUGAGAAAAGCCAAAGUCAAUGCAUUUCAGUGGAUUCUGUAAGCGUGAUACAUGUUUGUUUGACAACACUUUGAAAAUCUGUCAUUGGAUGGGAAUUUAAAAAGUACAAAAAAAGCAGGCUUUCCUAUUUCUAUCACUGAUUGUACUUAUGCCUUUUGUACCAGUGGAACUUUUUAUACUGGCAAUUAAAGGAAAAAAAAAAGAAAAAAAAAACUAUCCGACAGGCUGCGCGGCCCCAGCCAGGGGCCGACAGCGUCUGGUUCCCGAGUUUGAUUUCUAGUUGGCGUCCAGAACGUUAGGUUUUGAUAUAAAGAUUUUUUAGGAGAAACUUUGGCUUGGUAUCUUUAGCCUCCUCUUCUUUAUUCUUCACAUCGAUAUUUGCUUUCAUGUUUUCUUUGGUUCAUUUUCCUUUUUCGGAAAGAGGGUCGGGAGUUUUCCUUUUGGCUUAUAAAUACGUAAUGCGGUUUGUCUUUACAAAAGAGUCUUUACAACAGCGGUAAGUUUCAUUUAGUUAAGUAUUGUGCUGUCACCAUGAUAAAGACGAUUAGACGAUUUAGAAGUAUUUAGUCACCUUCAGUGGAUAAAUGUAUUAGUUUGACAAACAAGAUAAAAGUAAAUUUGAGGACUUUGCUUUUAGCUGUUUAGAUUUUUCUGGUUUCUCUGUCUUUGCUGUUAACCUAACUGUGUAGCUGGAACAGUCAGACUUAUUUUUGUAAAUGUAUGUUCUUGUGUGAUGCAGUUUUUUGCCUCUGUCUCCGAUAUUAAACCAUUUUUCCUAA